AUGCCAACCACUGAACACAGCCUUCCAUUAUCCCCAGAAGAGGUCACAACAGAGUGGCUCUCCAGCGCCCUGGGACAUAAAGUGAAAUCAUUUACAUUCACCAACAAAAUCCUCCUUGCAACUGCUAGUAAACUAUUCGUUACAGUUGCAUACGACGAUGAAGCUGUGGCCAGUGCAGCUGGGAAACCCACCCACAUUUGCUUGAAGGGAGGCUUUAACCAGGCGGUGGUAGCUCAGUAUCCGGAUAUUAUGAUCAGAAUUUAUACACGAGAAGUUGGAUUCUUCAGUCACGUUGUUCCUAAGAUUAACCAUGUGGAUACUGCCAAGUGCUGGUGGUCUGGAGCCAACAAGGAGCAAGGAAUUGUGAUCUUAGACGACCUGAAUAAGCAAGGCGCAAGAUUUGGCGAGCCAACAGAAGUUUGGACAGUGGACCAAGUCAAGGCAGCCGUUGAGCAGCUUGCGGGACUGCAUGCUGGAACUUGGGGAGAUAAGAGCGCCAAACUACCUACUUGGCUUACAGAUCCGGAACACUAUGAUGCCACCAUCUUAAGCUUGUGUGGUCUUUGGCAAGGUAUGGUUGUUGCCGAAAACCGACCACACUUUCCAGCAGACUGGAACGAGGAACGCAUCACGGCAGCAAUGAAGAAACACCUCAAGACUCGCGAUCCGCGAUUUACGUGUCUCCUCCACGGCGACCCGCACGCGGGCAACACAUACUUUAUUAAUGGAGCACCAAGAUUCCUCGAUUGGCAGCUCAUCCACGUGGGCUCUGCAUUCCACGACCUUGCUUACUUCAUUGUGGGAGCCUUGUCAGUGGAGGAUCGCAAAGCGCAUGAGAUGUCUAUUUUACAACAUUACCUAGGUACAUUGGCGAAGUUUGGAGGACCGAAAUUGACAUUGGAUGAGGUUUUGGUAGAGUACCGCAAGUCUCUUAUGUCAGGCAUCGGAUGGAUGCUCACUCCCUACAAAUUGCAAACUAUGGAACGUGUGCACGCCAUGAGCGAGAGAUAUGGUUCAGCGAUCCUUGAUCAUAAGACUAUCGAGCUAGUUGAGUCUCUAUGA
Trichoderma asperellum CBS 433.97 is the source of this 1062-nucleotide messenger RNA. RefSeq lists its product as uncharacterized. Lineage: Eukaryota; Fungi; Ascomycota; Sordariomycetes; Hypocreales; Hypocreaceae. The record is from RefSeq and is a predicted model, not a curated record.